GAGGCCUUGAAGAGGUUGCGAACCAUAGAAACUGGAGGGUGACGGGUACGAUACAAUACGAGGAGCAAGGAGACGGAAAAGGUACAACGCUUAUGUCCGAGCUGACCACCAUCUGCUUCCCCACGAUGAGUGUGCCCUCGACUCCUUGGCAAGCGCCGCAGCCGUCGACAAUCGGCAAGCUCUCCCCGGCCGAGCUGGAGCCCGUCCUGAAACGUCUGCUCGAGUGUCCCAGCUUUUUAACGCCCGUAUUGGCUUCCCAAACUGCCGCAGCCAUCAGCGAGCUUGACGAAGACAGCAGGCCAGACACAUUCGAAGGACUGCUCGAUGUUGCGAGAUACUGCAUUGAUGACGACCCCGGCUGGGAUCUGGAGGAGAGGAGGCAGCUCGUCGGAGGCCACCCGCCAAUCGGGACCAAGCUUACGCCGGGAAGCCUGAGCGAGGAGAGCAGAAGAGAACAACUCAAAGGCGGCGAGGCAGAUCAGGAGACAAUGGACCGACUAGCAAGGCUCAAUGCUCUCUACAACAAGCGAUAUCCUGGCCUAGCAUUCGUCACGUUUGUCGCAGGGAGACCGCGCGCUGUCGUUGCAGACGAGCUCGGGAAGCUGCUUGGGCCAGAAACAGUCGAUGCCAAGGUGAAGGCAGAGUCGUUCCCGGACACGCUGGUCUUCAAGAAAGGGAGCAAAGAAUGGCUUGCAGAGUAUGAGCGAGGGUACGACGCACUAUGGCAAAUUGCAUUCGACCGGGCAGGCAAGAUGGCACAAGGGCAGCCAGCGAAUACGGGAGCAGCAGCGCCGACAGCAGGAGCAGGAGCAGUAGCGCUUGCGGCGGCAGCGCCCGAUCCAACUGCAGUAGCGACCGCGACAGGGAAGAAUGAGAAGCGAGAAGAGCCUUUCAUCUCUCUAGCGACGUUCCGCAUGCUCGCGCUGUCGUCGCCUGUCCUUGAGUCGUUCUUUGAGCGAGAUCUGUCUACUUCCUUCCAGCUCAGCGCACCGGAGCGCUCCGAGUCGGGUGGAGCGUUUGCCUGGCAUGCCGCGCCAUUGUUACCCAACUCGCCAAGGGCGAUUCCAGGCGCGGACGGUGCCUCCUUAUACUCGGCGGCAGCAGGCGGCGGCAGCGGGAAUGUGGGAUCAGCAAUGGGUGGUGCUAUCUCGCACGCGAGCUACAGUAAGGACGUGACGACGGGCGCGCGUGGCAAGGUCGUCGGCUUCCUGGGCGGUCUGCUGGGCGAGGAGGGCAAGGCGAAGAUGACGCAGCUGGCAGACUCGGUGGCGCAGCGGCUGCAAACGCAUACCGUCACGGGGCCCGUGCCGUCAUUUGGGCGCGACCGCACGCUGGACGGCAUGGUGAUGGACACGGCGGAGCUGCGCGACGCGGAGGAGCGCAGGAGGCGCCAGGCGGCCGACGAGCGCAAGGCAUCGUUCGGCGCGCGCCUUGCCGGUGUCGUCCGGGGCACGCCAGCGAGCGCGAACGCCAGCCCACCGGGUGCGGACGCCGCCGUGCCACGGCUGGACGACGCGCCGCGCGGGCGCAAGGCGACGCGGGGCAAGCACGAGAAGACGAUGUUAGUAGUGGAAGACGACGCGCUGCGCAGUGCGGCCGGGAAGCGGGCGAGCAUGCGCGCGACGGACCUGGCGCAGCUCGGCCCCGGCGCGGCGGUCGAGGCCCUGCGGCUCGCCGCAACGCAGGAGCGCUCGCACUUUGUCAUCGACGAGGUCGGCGACGCGCGCGGCGGUGGCGGCGGUGGAGGUGCAGGAGGAGGCGCAGGGGACGCCGAUGCGGAGGUAGAAGCGGAGGCGGAGGAGCUCGGUAUGGAUGAUGCCGUCGCUGGCGCCAUCGCGGCUGCGCCGGACGAGGCGGGCCGGUUGGAGGGCAAGGAGGCGCAGCUGGCGAAAGGUGAGUGGCCGUGCGCAGCGGUUCGGGGUUGACAAGUGCAUUGGUGCGAGGCUGAUCCGACGCGGCCGUCCCGUCUGUGCCCCUGUCCUUGUCCGCUGUAGACCUUCGAUCAGCGCCCGCACAAUAGAAAGAGGGAGAGAAGCACAAGAUGUAAUGGUAACACAGAGUAACUCGCAGCGAGCGAGUGUCCACAUGCUGGCGUUUAGGUGCUCGACUGGUUCUGGAGAAUACGCGAAUGUGCGCUGGCGCUUGCAGGCCUGCAGAGAGCCUGCAGCGCGCGACUUUGCCCGUGGCCAGGAGGACGUCUCAACUUUUGAGGCAUGGAGAGCUUUCCGGCGUCAAAUAUGCAUGGUACCCACGCACGGACGCUCGGCAGCUCUGUCUCGUCUCGUCGUG
Tilletiaria anomala UBC 951 is the source of this 2289-nucleotide messenger RNA. RefSeq lists its product as uncharacterized. Lineage: Eukaryota; Fungi; Basidiomycota; Exobasidiomycetes; Georgefischeriales; Tilletiariaceae. The record is from RefSeq and is a predicted model, not a curated record. The transcript is spliced from 2 exons. Bases 93 to 1925 code for a protein of 610 amino acids.